AUGCGUCUUGCAAACUUUGGGACUCUUGUGAUGGUGAUGUAUGGUGUUGUUGCUACUGCGGCUGCCACCACCCAUACUUUCUAUUACGAAGUCACAGCAUUGAAAGCCAACCCAGAUGGGGUUAAAGAGAAAACUGUGAUUGGUUUUAACAAUACUUGGCCAUUGCCGACCAUCGAAAUCACAAAAGGUGAUACCGUCCUACUUUACUUGACCAAUGGUCUUAAAGACUCCAAUACCUCAUUACAUUUCCAUGGUCUUUUCCAAAAUGGUGCGAACGCCAUGGACGGUCCAGAAUUUGUGACCCAAUGUCCAAUUGCUCCAGGACAAACGUAUUUAUACAACUUUACCGUGGACUCACAAUCAGGAACCUAUUGGUACCAUUCACAUACCGGGAACCAGUAUUUGGAUGGUCUUAGAGGGGCACUUAUCAUUCAUGAUUCAGAACCAAUGCCGUUUGAAUAUGAUGAGGAAGUGAUGUUGACGAUUUCUGACUGGUAUCAUGACUCGCAUAAGGAUUUGAUGAAACAGUUUUUGAAUAAGUAUAAUCCUACCGGUGCCGAGCCGGUGCCACAGAAUGCGUUGUUCAACGACUCUAGAAACGUUACUUGGGAAGUCAAGCCUAAUACUACGUAUUUUUUGAGAAUUGCCAGUGUUUCAGGGUUCGUGUCACAGUACUUGUAUAUUGAAGAUCAUGAAAUGACGGUGGUGGAAGUUGAUGGGGUUUAUGUCGAGCCAACCACCACCAAGAGCUUGUAUUUGACGGCAGCACAACGGUACGGGGUGUUGAUAAAGACCAAAGAAGUGAACCCUAAUAAGAAUUUUUGCUUUAUGCAAGCACUCGACGAAUCGAUGUUGGAUAUUGUUCCUGCAGAGUUAGAAUUGACUGGAACAAACUGGAUGGUGUACAAUAAAGAUGCCGAUUUGCCAGAAUCUUUUGAUUUUGACUAUACAGUUGAGGGAAACGAGCCGGUCGAUGAUUUCACCCUUGUUCCUAUUGGGAAAUACCCACUUUUGCCAGAUUAUGAUUAUCAAAUUGUUCUUGAUGUGGAAAUGCUCAACUUGGCCAAUGGGGUUAACUAUGCAUUAUUCAAUAACAUUACUUAUGUGCCACCAAAAGUCCCAACCCUUGCCACGGUGCUUUCUGCUCCUAAAGACCAAAUUUUUAAUAAGGAGAUUUAUGGGAGUAACACCCAUAGUUUUGUGCUUCAAAAAGAUGAGAUUGUUGAGAUUGUUGUUAAUAACCACGAUGAUGGGAAGCAUCCAUUCCAUUUACACGGGCACAUUUUCCAAGUGAUCCAAAAAUCCCCAGAGUUUGAAGAUCCUACCGAUUAUGAUGAAAACGACCACGAGUCGUUCCCAGACUAUCCUUUGCUUCGUGAUACCGUGCAAGUGGCGGGCAAUGGGUAUAUGGUUCUACGGUUUAAAGCCAAUAACCCUGGGGUGUGGUUUUUCCAUUGUCAUGUUGACUGGCACUUGGAACAGGGGUUGGCCAUCACCUUAAUUGAAGACCCAGAGACUUUAAGAGAGACCCAGUACUUGAGUGAUAACUUCAAGGAGGUAUGUGAUGCGGUGGGGAUGGGAUAUCAAGGGAAUGCCGCAGGAAACACCAAGGAUUAUGGUAAUUUGGAUAAUGAAAACGUUCAGCCGUCAUUUUUGCCACCAGGAUUCACCGCUAAAGGUUACUUCGCGAUGUUCUUGUGUGUCAUUACUGCCUUAUAUGGUCUUUAUACCAUUUUCAGCUUUGGUAAUGAAGACGACGCCACGUUGAGUGAGGAUGAAAUGAUUGAGAAUUUGAAGAAUAUUUUGAUUCAAAAUAAUGCAUUUGAUGAAUCACUAUUAGGAUCUGAAUGA
Saccharomycopsis crataegensis is the source of this 1851-nucleotide messenger RNA. Its product is annotated as ferroxidase. NCBI's taxonomy places the organism in Eukaryota, Fungi, Ascomycota, Saccharomycetes, Ascoideales, Saccharomycopsidaceae. The record is from RefSeq and is a predicted model, not a curated record. The coding region runs from base 1 to 1851 and encodes 616 amino acids. Gene Ontology annotation, molecular function: copper ion binding; ferroxidase activity. Gene Ontology annotation, cellular component: fungal-type vacuole membrane. Gene Ontology annotation, biological process: reductive iron assimilation; cellular response to iron ion starvation. The transcript has a single exon.